AAGUUAUGUUUGUAUGUAUGUAUGUAUGUAUGUAGUAAGAUCUGCGUACGGACCUAAGAGAAAUUGCAAGUAUAAUUUCUGUAUAUAAAUCAAUGUAUUUUGCACUGUUAGAGGCAUAGGUACUUUGGUAUACCAUUGGAACAAUCAACAAUGAAGACCGUCGUGGUUUUACUACUCGGAGUUGCUGCCGUUUCGGCUAUACCCAUUGAUGAGGAGCGGCAAUCCGGUGAGAAUGGCUGGUAUGUACCACAGGCGGAUGGAUCCUUCGAAUGGAUGACAGUUGAAGAAGUUGAUGCAUUGCGUAAUGCUCCUACCGGUCGUGCCGCCGCUAAUGUUUACUUCCACCUGUACACUAGUGAGAAUCCAACCAAUGCAGAUCUACUCGUUACCGGUGAUGUUCAGUCCUUAAGUACAUCUCAUUUCAACAAAUUUAAUCCAACUAAAAUCGUUAUUCACGGUUGGCAAUCGGACUCUGACUCCGAUUUAAAUCCAUUGAUUCGUGAUGCUUACCUGUCCAAGGGUGAUUUUAACGUCAUUUCUGUCGAUUGGAGCGACAAGGCACAAACUCUGAACUACGCAGCCUCCGUAUUGCGUGUGGCUGGUGUUGGUAAACAAGUAGCUGGUUUAAUUGAUUUCAUGUACCAGGAAGGUGGUCUUUCUUUUGAAGACGUGCAUUUGAUUGGUCACAGUUUGGGCGCUCACGUAUCCGGUUAUGCUGGCAAGAAUGUGAAAUAUGGACGUAUUCAACAAAUUACUGGUUUGGAUCCUGCUUUACCUAUGUUCAGUUACGACAAACCUGCUGAACGCUUGAACCAAAAUGAUGCCUACUAUGUUGAGUCCAUACAAACCUGUGGUGGUCUCUUGGGUUUCUUGAAGCCUAUCGGUAAAUCUGCCUUCUACCCCAAUGGUGGUAAAAGCCAACCUGGCUGUGGUCUCGAUCUUGCCGGCUCAUGUGCCCAUUCACGCUCGUGGAUCUACUAUGCUGAAGCUAUUGAAAACAACAAUUUCCCAUCGAUGAAGUGUGAGGAUUAUGAGACUGCUGUUGAAAAGAAUUGUGGUAAGACAUACUCAUCUGUUCGUAUGGCAUCUACCAGCAAUCACGUUAGCGCCUCUGGUGAGUACUAUACUCCAGUAAACAAGAAGGCUCCCUUCGGCAAAGGAAACUAAUUUUUUUUUGUUUGAUUUUGAAAUUUAGUGUAACAAAUACAAAUGUCUAUACGCAUCAUAAGGAAAUAAACA
Ceratitis capitata (Mediterranean fruit fly) is the source of this 1239-nucleotide messenger RNA. Its product is annotated as phospholipase A1. Bases 151 to 1167 code for a protein of 338 amino acids. The transcript is spliced from 2 exons. The record is from RefSeq and is a predicted model, not a curated record. Gene Ontology annotation, molecular function: lipase activity. Lineage: Eukaryota; Metazoa; Arthropoda; Insecta; Diptera; Tephritidae. Gene Ontology annotation, biological process: lipid metabolic process.